UCUUUGGGCUUGCUGUGUUUAUUACCACAGGAAUACCAUGGGUUCCGGGUAUCGAUAAUCGAACGCCAUGUUGGAUACAGUUGUUAUAGCUGAUCUUGAGGAAAGGUCCUGAAAAGCGUUUUUUCAGCAAGAAAGCAAAGGUGUUUUGCAAAGAUAACAAUAGUGUUACUACUUAUGAGUCAGUAUUUUGUGUCCAACUUCUGGUUUGAGUUCUUUUUGCAUUCACAGAGUCGAGGAACUAAAUUGUGCUGGUUGAGUCUGCAACGCAUUAUAAACAAUUAUGUGUCCAAAAGAAGAGAAACAGCAACAAACGAAGUGUAGUAAAGGGGCAUAUGUGUUCCACAUCCCUGCUGGCACAUGGAGACAACAUUUUAGCUCUCUUUUAUUUAGUGCUGACAUUGUUGCUACUGCAAUGGAGAUAUCAUUGCUUGGAUUUUUAUCAACUGUGGCCAUAGUUUUCCCAUCACUCAAUGUAAAUUCCAGCAUGACAUUGCUUGAAGUGGCCAUAUAUAUGUGGGUUUUGAGUCUGCUUCGGCGUCUCUACAUGUCCUAUUUAGAAGCCGUUUACUGCAGUUUUCCACAGUAUAGAACACAGCCGGUUAAAGAACAYGCGCUCAAAGAAGCCAAAGAUAUUGUCGGUAGAGAUAAGGAACAACUUGACACGAUUAUUCAACAUGAUCGUCUGACAUUAAUAAGUCAGUUUGGCUUAGAUGUCUUUAUAUAUUUCAGUGUCCCUGGAUAUUACCCAUCCGCCCAAGUGAGCUAUCCACCAAUGUAUCAACGUGUUCUUCAGGUUAUCUUGAAUCAUUAUGUAAUGUCUUUUGGGAUGUACUGGAUGCAUCGUGCCCUUCAUAAGAAUCCAUAUAUGUGGAAGAAUAUCCACUCUUUCCAUCACUGGGCAAAGCAUCCUUUAUCUAGGACCACUUAUCAAGAUCAUUGGCUUGAUAACUUUGGCAAUGCCAUAGUAGGGCACUUCUUUGCUCAGGUGCUUGUUCCUUUAGAUCAUGACUUUUUCUGGUUUUCAAGAUGCUUUCGUGUUUGUGAAAGCUURGAGAAGCACUCUGGUGUAAGUUGUUGGUUUAAUGUUGUGCACAUGUCGCAGCGUUGGCUUCCUUAUGCGCAGAUGCCACAUCAUCAUGACUGGCACCAUGAAGGACACAAGGGCUGCAACUACACCUUUACAUCCAUUGGAGGUCUUUGGGAUUGUAUUUUUGGAACCAGGAAAACAGGUCGUCAUCCUGCAGUUGCAGAGACAAGCAGGGAUAGAGUACAUAUUGAUAAAACAACGAGCAAAUUUUCAUCUUUGAUGGAUCAUCCUGUGUUCUGUUUUUUGCCAAUACUUGGGCUAUCCAUUCUCGUUGUUCUGAAAUCAUUCAUGACUUUAAACAGUUAAUCUGUUGCUUCUCACCAUUAUUGAAACAACUUCUAUUUUUAACAUGUAUUAGUAUUAAUAUUUACUGAUUCACUUAUUCAGGCAAGCAUAUAUGGGAAUGCCAAGAUAUCUGCUACUGACAGCAAGCUAUAUCUACUCCAGAACUAUAGAAAGGCACAAUAUUUUGCAAUUCCAUGUACCUUUGGCGUCUCAGUCUUUUUUCUGAUUUUCCAUGUACCUUUUUCCAUGUACCUUUGGCGUCUCAGUCUUUUUUCUGAUUUUCAGACCACACAAUCACUGUUCAAUAUAGAACCUGUACCAAAAUGUAUGGCUGUCACUACUAAUUAGACUCUAAUUAGCAUAAGCUCAAAGUAACGCAAAAUAAAUACAAAAGCACGUUUUUCACUUAGAAGAUGUAUAAAAUCCUAGUAAGGUGAACACCAACGAAGAUACGAAUUUUUAAUAACGGAAAAUUCGCAGAGAAAUGUUUUGUCGACAGGGAUGUAAGCCAAACCCCAAACCCUGAUAGAUUUUUUGCAAUUUAUUCAACACUUUCCAUACGCAGGUUCAGUGACCAUGAACAACUUGACAAAGCAUUGGACCGAGGCGUCAUGUAGGGAAGUACUGAACACAGAUCUUUUCUUGAUCGGACCCCUCGUUUCAAUGCUUUGUUCGUGGCCACCUGAAAAUAUGGAAUAUCGUGAACAAAUACAUGUAAAAAUAUAGAUUUUCAAUAUGAAUUUUAUCUCGUGAGUUUUGCAUAGUUCGUUGUAAGUGUAAGAAUUUCAGAAUAAAAAUACAUCCGUAACGUCUUUUAGACAAGUA
Molecule: messenger RNA, 2197 nt
Organism: Exaiptasia diaphana
Lineage: Eukaryota; Metazoa; Cnidaria; Anthozoa; Actiniaria; Aiptasiidae
Product: sphingolipid C4-hydroxylase SUR2
Exons: 2
Coding region: 281-1393 (370 amino acids)
Biological process (GO): lipid biosynthetic process
Molecular function (GO): iron ion binding; oxidoreductase activity
Source: RefSeq, a predicted model, not a curated record